Molecule: messenger RNA, 2588 nt
Organism: Alligator mississippiensis (American alligator)
Lineage: Eukaryota; Metazoa; Chordata; Crocodylia; Alligatoridae
Gene: EGR2
Product: early growth response 2
Exons: 2
Coding region: 818-2149 (443 amino acids)
Biological process (GO): regulation of transcription by RNA polymerase II
Molecular function (GO): RNA polymerase II cis-regulatory region sequence-specific DNA binding; DNA-binding transcription factor activity, RNA polymerase II-specific
Source: RefSeq, a predicted model, not a curated record
UGCAGCUCCAUGUGUGCACACACACGUACACACACAUACACAAUAUAUGUAUAUAUAGAUCAGACACUUUCCAACAGAAGUGGCGGCUGCGCGGCCUCUUUCCACCCGUAAUUCAGAAAACAGAAGUGCGAUUCCGUGAACGCGGCUAUUUUCUGCUCAGCCGCGUUGCGGUCGCGGCUGCCAAGAAGCGGUCGGGGCGGCCAGGCUCUGAGCGGCUCAGCUCGGCUAGUUCCGAAGUUUGAUUUUCCGGAACGAGGCCUAAAAAGGCGUGGGGCGGGGCGCCGCGCCGGAUCCGCGCCUUAUUCGGGCAGGGCCCACAACCGGAACACGCCGCGGCGCCUCCCACGGGCUUUUCCGAGUUCCGUUGACUGCGCUUGUUGCCCCUUGAUAAAAGCGAUGCGGGCGCCCGGCCGCCCAGCUCAGCCCAGUCCUGCCCAGGACGGGCCGGGCCGGCCCCGCGCAGCCUGCACAGGGGUCCCGCGUGCCUCUCAGUGAUUCCGCCCGGCCCCGUUCCUCAGUCCUUAUAUGGGCAGUGACGUCCCGGGCAUUCAGGGCCGCCCCAUAAAUACUUCCCGCCACGCUUCCCGUGGGCUGCAAUUGAUUACGAGCGCGACGCGGGCCCCCGGCUGUGCCCACAACACCACAGUGCGUCCCGGAGCCGCACAGGGCAGUGCCCGCGGCGGCGGCACGGGCCGCUUCGUAACAAGCCGAUUUGGGUUUUUGUUUUUUUUUCCAGUGGAGGGAAAAGGCAGCCCUCACUCCGGCAUCGUUGGCACCACGGGCAGGGAGAGCUCCUCCGCGCGCGCCUCCUGAGCAAAUGAUGACGGCCAAGACUGUAGACAAAAUCCCUGUAACUCUCAGCGGGUUUGUGCAUCAGCUCUCCGAAAACAUUUACCCUGUGGAUGACCUGGCCGCCACCCUGCCAACCUCGGUCACGAUCUUCCCCAAUGCGGACUUGGGAGGACCGUUCGAGCAGAUGAGCGGGGCGCCGGGAGAUGGCAUGAUCAACGUGGACAUGAGCGAGAAGCGGGCUCUGGACCUGCCCUACGCCAGCAGCUUUGCCCCGACGGUCUCUGCCUCCCGCAAUCAGACUUUCACUUACAUGGGCAAGUUCUCCAUCGACCAGCAGUACCCCGGCGCCGGCUGCUACCCCGAGGGCAUCAUCAACAUCGUGAGCGCUGGCAUCCUGCAGGGGGUCAGCACGCCCUCGUCCUCCUCGUCCUCCGCCGCCUCAUCAGCCUCGCCCAACCCGCUGCCGCCCGGCGGCGCCCUCGGCUGCCCCAUGGCGCAGGGGCAGCCCGCCGACCUGGAGCACCUCUACUCGCCGCCGCCCUAUUCGGCCUGCGGGGAGCUGUACCAGCAGGACCCGUCCGCCUUCCUACCCGCCUCGUCCGCAGCCGCGCUGCCCUUCCCGCCGCCCCCGUCCUACCCGUCCCCGAAGGCGGCGGCGGCGGACGCGGGGCUCUUCACCGUGCUGCCGGACUACGCGGGCUUCUUCCCGCCCGCGCAGUGCCAGCGCGAACUGCACGCGGCGCCCGAGCGCAAGCCCUUCCCCUGCCCGCUCGACUCCCUCCGGGUCCCGCCGCCGCUCACGCCGCUCUCCACCAUCCGCAACUUCACCAUGGGGGCGCCCCAGGGCGGCGCGGCGGGCGCGGGCGGCGGCGGGGAGGGCGCGCGGCUGCCCGCCAGCGCGUACAGCCCGCACCACCUGCCGCUGCGGCCCAUCCUGCGGCCCCGCAAGUACCCGAACCGGCCCAGCAAGACGCCGGUGCACGAGCGGCCCUACCCGUGCCCGGCCGAGGGCUGCGACCGCCGCUUCUCGCGCUCGGACGAGCUGACGCGGCACAUCCGCAUCCACACGGGCCACAAGCCCUUCCAGUGCCGCAUAUGCAUGCGCAACUUCAGCCGCAGCGACCACCUCACCACGCACAUCCGCACGCACACGGGCGAGAAGCCCUUCGCCUGCGACUUCUGCGGCAGGAAGUUCGCGCGCAGCGACGAGAGGAAGCGCCACACCAAGAUCCACCUGCGCCAGAAGGAGAGGAAGGGGGCGGCCGCCUCGGGCCCCGGGCCGGCCUCGGCCCCCGCGCCCCCGCCACACGGCCCGGCCAGCUUGCCCCCCUGCGCCUCCAGGACCCGGACGCCCUGACGGCCCCGCGGGCGGAGCGGGGGCCGGGAGGGAGGCGCUGUGCACUUUAUAGCCCCCGGCCUGCGGAGACCAGCCGGGACGGCUUUGCCCGGGCAGCGCUAUGUGGCGGCGCCCGCUAAGUCCAGCGCAGAUGCUCCCGGCCGUGCCCGCGGGGAGGGCCGGGCCGGGCAGCGGUUGUACAUAGAGGAGGUGCAUGCCUGGUGUCCACAUCCCAGGGGACCACGGGCCCGUGUCCGCAUGUACAUGCGCGGCCCGCACGUCCCUGCUGUUCACACGCGGGUUUUAGACGCUCUAUUUUUGUACCGCCCUCGGGCUCCUCCCCGAAGACACGGACGGGACGUGGCGACUGCCGGCGCGCUCGUCUGCCCUGACCAGCAGCCCGCGGAGGGAGACCGGGCUUGUUCUCCACAGCCUGUAAAUAAACACUUUUCACUCGGAG